CUCCCGGCUCUCUCCUCAUCCCCUGCUUCUCGAGCUGCACACCUCAUCUCAUAUCAUUGCCAUUCCCUCCUUGCGAGUAGCACCGGCAGCAGCAAUGGCCAGCCUCGCCGACCUCGUCAACCUCGACCUCAGCGACUGCACCGACAAGAUCAUCGUCGAGUACCUCUGGAUUGGAGGAUCCGGUAUCGACAUCAGGAGCAAAGCAAGGACGGUGAACGGCCCCAUCACGGACGCGAGCCAGCUGCCCAAGUGGAACUACGACGGCUCCAGCACCGGCCAGGCUCCCGGAGAGGACAGCGAAGUCAUCCUCUACCCCCAGGCCAUUUUCAAGGACCCGUUCAGGAGGGGCGACAACCUCCUUGUUAUGUGUGACUGCUACACACCACAAGGUGUGCCAAUCCCCACCAACAAGAGGCACAAUGCCGCCAAGAUCUUCAACACCCCCAAGGUUGCAGCUGAGGAGACAUGGUAUGGAAUUGAGCAGGAGUACACUCUCCUCCAGAAGGACGUGAACUGGCCUCUUGGCUGGCCCAUUGGUGGCUACCCUGGUCCUCAGGGACCAUACUACUGCGCCGCCGGCGCCGACAAGGCGUUCGGGCGUGACAUCGUGGACGCCCACUACAAGGCGUGCCUCUACGCCGGGAUCAACAUCAGCGGCAUCAACGGGGAGGUCAUGCCCGGCCAGUGGGAGUUCCAAGUCGGGCCGUCCGUCGGGAUCGCCGCCUCAGACCAGCUGUGGGUGGCGCGCUACAUCCUCGAGAGGAUCACGGAGGUUGCCGGGGUGGUGCUGUCCCUGGACCCGAAGCCGAUCCCGGGCGACUGGAACGGCGCCGGCGCGCACACCAACUACAGCACCAAGUCGAUGCGGGAGGCCGGCGGGUACGGCGUGAUCAAGACGGCCAUCGAGAAGCUGGGCAAGCGGCACGCGCAGCACAUCGCCGCCUACGGCGAGGGCAACGAGCGCCGCCUCACGGGCCACCACGAGACCGCCGACAUCAACACCUUCAAGUGGGGCGUGGCGGACCGCGGCGCGUCCAUCCGCGUGGGCCGCGACACGGAGAAGGACGGCAAGGGCUACUUCGAGGACCGCAGGCCGGCCUCCAACAUGGACCCCUACGUCGUCACCUCCAUGAUCGCCGAGACCACCCUCCUCCUCUGAGCUCUGAGCGACCAGCAGCCAAUGCCUACCACACCGCCGGACGACACUUAGGCUCUCGACCUUCUCGAUCGAGGGUGGCCAUUGAUUGAUUUCUGCAAAAUGUUUCGUGUUUUCCGUUUCUUUUGCAAGGUCUAGCCUGUUUUGGGGGCGUGUCUUUCACUUUACUCGUUCAGAUAAGAGUAAGAGUCCUCAGUGUGCUCUGAAAAUAAUGUUGUUUCCUCAUUCCGAUAAAUGAAAUCAUGGAACCUUGUGAUGUGAUUCCGUUCGAUCACAUGUCA
Molecule: messenger RNA, 1437 nt
Organism: Triticum dicoccoides
Lineage: Eukaryota; Viridiplantae; Streptophyta; Magnoliopsida; Poales; Poaceae
Product: glutamine synthetase cytosolic isozyme 1-2-like
Exons: 9
Coding region: 95-1159 (354 amino acids)
Cellular component (GO): cytoplasm
Molecular function (GO): glutamine synthetase activity
Source: RefSeq, a predicted model, not a curated record